Molecule: messenger RNA, 3242 nt
Organism: Erinaceus europaeus (western European hedgehog)
Lineage: Eukaryota; Metazoa; Chordata; Mammalia; Eulipotyphla; Erinaceidae
Gene: CA10
Product: carbonic anhydrase 10
Exons: 10
Coding region: 940-1926 (328 amino acids)
Molecular function (GO): zinc ion binding; carbonate dehydratase activity
Source: RefSeq, a predicted model, not a curated record
AGGGGCCUAGGAGAGCCGCGCGCCUGGCGUGAGUGUGCGCGCACGCGGGUUUGCUGGGGAGUGGAAGCUGCAGAGUGCCGCUGAGUAUUCUAGAGCAAAAGCCUCCAAAGCGCUUGAGCUUCCCGAAAGAAAAAAAAUAGAGAUAAAUAAAUAAACAAAUAAAUAAAUAAAUAAAUGCAAAGCAGGGAAGCCCGUUUCCCUAAAGCCCAGGUUUGCUACAGGCUUGAAUCCUCCCAGUGCUGGGCAGAGGCGCGGUUGGCAGCGUCCACAGCUCCCACCUGGACUUGGAAGGACGGUUUUCCUCUCCUCUGGGAGGGGAGGGAGGCAAGGGACUCUCAGGCAAGAGUUGCGCUAGGAACGUGCAAAGAGGAGAGCUCAGAGGAGAAGAAGGGCCCCCGAAGUGGAGCUGCCACCUUCUGACCAUGCCCCGGUGAGGGGGGCGGACUUCGAGGACAACUUGUGCUGGACCACCCGGGCUUAGCCAGCGAGCUUCGAGCUGCCGGGCCCCGGAACUGCGCGGCGCGGCCCGGUGGGGGUUCUCGUCUAUGUCUUCUUGGGGCGCCUGGCGGUUCGGGGUCUCGAUUCUGCAGAAAGAGCCCAGCGCUGGUGGCUUCAGGUGGCUGCCGCCGCCGCCGUUGCUAGUGCCCGACACAGAGACCCGCGAGCGGGGAGACCUCCGGGGCAGCGAGGCAUCGGACAUGUGUCAGCACAUCUGGGGAGCUCAUCCGUCGAGCCCAAGGGAAGCUUUGCUGGAACAAUUCGAACUGCGAUAUUGAUCUGGGGGGUGACCGUCCCCGGCAGACUGUCGAGUGGGAGUGCGAGUGUGCGCUCGCUUGCUCGCAGGAGUGUGGGGUGUGUAUGUGUGUGUGCCGUGUCGGGCUUCCCCCCCCACUCCCCCGUUUUCCCGUCGAGUGAUGUUCUUGGAAUGAGAAUCAGAGGAUGGAAAUAGUCUGGGAGGUGCUUUUUCUUCUUCAAGCAAAUUUCAUCGUCUGCAUAUCAGCUCAACAAAAUUCACCAAAAAUCCAUGAAGGCUGGUGGGCGUACAAGGAAGUGGUCCAGGGAAGCUUUGUUCCAGUUCCUUCUUUCUGGGGAUUGGUGAACUCUGCUUGGAAUCUUUGCUCUGUGGGGAAACGGCAGUCACCAGUCAACAUAGAAACCAGUCACAUGAUCUUUGACCCCUUUCUGACACCCCUUCGUAUCAACACUGGAGGCAGAAAGGUGAGUGGGACUAUGUAUAACACUGGAAGACACGUGUCCCUGCGUUUGGACAAAGAGCACUUGGUCAACAUUUCAGGAGGGCCUAUGACAUACAGCCACCGACUGGAGGAGAUCCGGCUACACUUUGGGAGUGAGGAUAGCCAAGGGUCUGAGCACCUCCUCAAUGGACAAGCCUUCUCUGGGGAGGUGCAGCUCAUCCACUAUAACCAUGAGUUAUAUACAAAUGUCACAGAAGCUGCAAAGAGCCCAAAUGGAUUGGUGGUAGUUUCUAUAUUUAUAAAAGUUUCUGAUUCAUCAAACCCAUUUCUUAAUCGAAUGCUCAACAGAGAUACUAUCACAAGAAUAACAUAUAAAAAUGAUGCAUAUUUACUACAGGGACUAAAUAUAGAGGAACUAUACCCAGAGACCUCUAGUUUCAUUACUUAUGAUGGGUCGAUGACUAUCCCACCCUGCUAUGAGACGGCCAGUUGGAUAAUAAUGAACAAGCCUGUCUAUAUCACCAGGAUGCAGAUGCAUUCCUUGCGCCUGCUCAGCCAGAAUCAGCCAUCUCAGAUCUUUCUGAGUAUGAGUGACAACUUCAGGCCUGUCCAGCCACUCAACAACCGCUGCAUCCGCACCAACAUCAACUUCAGUUUACAGGGGAAGGACUGUCCAAACAACCGAGCCCAGAAGCUUCAGUAUAGAGUAAAUGAAUGGCUUCUCAAGUAAGGAACUAAGCCAAGAAGAAUUCAACCUCAGUGAAAUGCUACAACUGUGAAUUGACAUAACUUAGAAUGUUCCCCUUCUCCCCUCUCCUUCCCUCCCUCAAGCCCUGUUCAUUCUUUGGAUUGGCCCCUUCUUCAUGAAAAUGUCUACAAAACCAUGGCAGAGGACAGAACACACACACACACACACACACACACACACACACAUGCGCGCACAUGCGCGUGCACUCACAUAUACAUACAUACAAGCAGACAUGCCUACCCACACACAUACUUAUACAACUUCCAAAUGGAAAGUCAAGUUUCUGAAACAAAAGGCUCAUUCAUAAAAGGUCUUAGAAGAAGCUAAUAAGUUAACCUGAUAACAAUUUUGAUACUGUUUUUUCUGAACUAGUAAGUCAACAAGACUUUUCAGCCUUUGUACAUACAAAAUCCUUCCAAAAGCGAGAAAGGAGAAAAACACAGCUUCAGUAGCAUCAAGCGGACUUUAUUCUUUGCAGCAAGUCAUCUUCGAUAGUGUCCUAGAAUCCAUUGAGGGGGCUAAUGGCAGGUGAACCAGGACAAAGUUGGCCAAGGACACAUUUCUAGAUUAUGAUUCUUCUGUUUACUCAACAAUUUAAAGAGAAAAUAAGAAGGACAGACAUUGAAGAGAUACAUAUUGUAUAUAUAUAUAUCACUGCAAACUAUAAGGAAAUGGAAUUAUUCCCCCCCCCCUUUGUCACAUAUGUGUAGUAGGAUUUGCCAAGAUCAGAACUGAUCCAUUUGCUUUUUCUUGUUUUCCAGAGGUCACACGUUGUGUUUGGUUAUUGUUAACAGCUCAAUAAAUGUGUUUAAGGAGUUAAUUUCAUUUUUCUGCCUUUGGUCCGUUCUCCUUCCUUACAGGCUAAUCCCUAACUCCAUGCAUCUGCAUUCUUUGAUUUCACUUCCCUUCAUCCUCAUGGUUUGUUCAUUUGCAGCCAGUUUUUUUGUUUUGUUUUGUUUCGUUUGCUGAGUUUGUGGCAAUCAGGAAUGCAUUUGCUAAGCAAGUUUAACUUUAAUUCCACUCCAUGGCUCAAUUAUUCAUACAAGGUGAGCUUCAGCCUGACAUAGCAGGCAACAGAUUUCUUGCGUUUCAAAAUUCCCAUCCCCCAAACCCCCCUGUGAUGCUCCCUUGAAGGAAUGCACUUUGCCUUGUAAAUUCCUGGGAAAGGGGUGUCUUUUCUCUCCAGGUGCAGCUGGAUCCCACAGAGUACAAACGAAUGCCUUUCUUUUCUUGUUUAUAAUGGUCACUCACUGUGUUUGGUUACUGUCAAGAAAUCAAUAAAUGUGUUUAACAAGUUA